AUGGGUGGGACUAUUUAUGACCUGAAAACAACGCUUACUGGUUAUAAAGCAACUAUCUCUAUCGCUCUCGGGGGCGCCACAUUUCGUCAAGCCACUGUUGCCAGCGCUGUCAUCGACCAGUAUAAGACCAUGAUCGAGGAAGCAACGUCUGAUCUGCAAGAGCAUCUACAAGACAUUGAGGAAAGGUUGCAAUCGCUUGAUCAGCACGGGGGUCCUGUUCAAGAGUCUGAUACUUUUAACUUACGAGACACAAGGGAGGAGAAGGACAGCACUGAGCAAUGCCUGACAAUAUGUACACAUGCUGCGCAAGUCAUUGCACACCUCCAGAAACAGCUUCCGCAACUCCAUUUUAAGGGUGGAAAUCCAUCUAUACAGUUUGGUUCUAGCAAUGAUGAUAUAUCCAGUCAAUCCCAGAACCUGACCAACGCUAUGCUCACUGACUUUAGCGCAAGAGUCUCAUCAAACUCGGCGGCACUCCAGGGCCGUCUGAUGGAGCUGACAAACCGACUGAGACAAAUGUCGGAACAGGGCAUAGUAUAA
Molecule: messenger RNA, 540 nt
Organism: Aspergillus vadensis CBS 113365
Lineage: Eukaryota; Fungi; Ascomycota; Eurotiomycetes; Eurotiales; Aspergillaceae
Exons: 2
Coding region: 1-540 (179 amino acids)
Source: RefSeq, a predicted model, not a curated record